This is a messenger RNA of Penicillium egyptiacum, 1986 nucleotides long. NCBI's taxonomy places the organism in Eukaryota, Fungi, Ascomycota, Eurotiomycetes, Eurotiales, Aspergillaceae. The record is from the annotation of a GenBank genome assembly.
AUGGCUAAGCUCAGCCUGCUCGCGCUGGCCACUUGGGUUGGCCUAGCCGCAGCCAAGGACGUCUAUCUGGACUGGAAGCUCACUUGGGUUAAUGCCUCCCCGGAUGGCUUUGAACGCCCAGUUAUUGGUAUCAACGGCCAAUGGCCCUGUCCACAGAUUGACGUGGACGUGGGCGACCAACUGAUCGUCGAUGUCUACAAUGGUCUUGGAAACGAGUCCACGGCUAUCCACUGGCACGGCAUGCGCCAGCAUGGAACUGGUGUUAUGGAUGGUGCUGUCGGAGUCACUCAGUGCCCGAUUGCUCCCGGCUCGCACAUGCAAUAUCACUUCGAUGUCAACCAAGCUGGGGCAUACUGGUAUCACUCACACAACAUGGGACAGUACCCCGAUGGAUUGCGUGGUGCUCUGAUCGUCCAUGAUCCUAACCCUCCUUUCCACUAUGAUGAUGAGUUGACACUCACCCUAAGCGACUGGUACCACCAGGAGAUGCCAGGGCUGCUCGAUGCAGCCAGUGUGGCGCCCCAUGGCCAAGAGCCGCUUCCUGACUCGGCGUUGAUCAAUGACUCAACCAACACCAAGAUCAAAGUUCUGCCUAACAAGACGUAUCUUGUUCACAUCAUCUGCAUUGGAAAUUGGCCUGGCCACUUCUGGGUGAUCGAUGGCCACGAAAUGACUGUUGUGGCGGUUGACGGCGUCUAUACUGAACCCCACCCCGCUGGCGACAAGUUCUUGCGGGUUGCAACUGGUCAGCGUAUGAGUGUAUUGAUUACGACUAAGCCUGAUGCUAGUCAGAACUUUGCUAUCUGGGAUACUAUGGAUGUCAACAUGAUGUUUAUCUUCGAAAAUCGCACCAUCCCACAAAACUACAACCCCAACGCCACCGCCUGGUUGGUGUACGACGAGGCGAAGCCCCUGCCCGAGCCUCCUGUCUUCCAUCACAUCGACUUCGGAACUGACUUCGUGGAUGAUGUCAAUUUGGUACCAGCAGACCACGCGCCCUUGCUCCAGCCCGUGGACCGCCAGAUCAUUCUGGAUACCAGCGGCGGACUGGUAGACGGUGUUCCGCGCUUCACUGUCAACGGCAAGACCUACAUCUCCCCCAAGGUGCCAUCUCUAUACACCGCCAACACAGUCGGUCCCGAGUUUUCUUCCAACCCUGAAGUAUAUGGCCAAGUAAACCCCUUCGUCGUGAAGCAUAACGAAGUCGUCGAGAUCGUUAUCAACAACCACCACAACAACCUGCACCCAUGGCACUUGCACGGCCACCACUUCCAGGUUCUGCAGCGCACCCCAGUUGAUGGCGGCUUCUACAAGGGACUAACGAGCAACGUCUCCACGACCCCGAUCCGACGAGACACCAUCAUGGUCCAGAACAACGGCCACACCGUGAUCCGCUUCCGCGCCGAUAACCCAGGUGUCUGGAUGCUCCACUGCCACGUGGAGUGGCAUGUCGAGGUUGGUUUGAUGGCCACCAUCAUCGAGGCCCCGGAGACCUUCCACCACACCUUGCGUGCUCCCCCGAAGAGCCACUACGACACCUGUGCUGCCUUCCCCCAACCUGUCAGCGGCAAUGCCGCUGGCAAGGCUGGUCUUGACAUGACCGGACUUGACACUAAGGCUAAGGCCGGCAGCCGCGGCGCUCUGUAUACCCCAAUCAAGGGCACCAAAACUCCCGCUGUUGCGCAUCCGUCUCAGCAAUCGUCACAAGCACCAGUGUCAAAACCCUCUCCCAAGCCGUAUGCACCUAACGUCGGCGCCCAUAACGCCAAUGAUUACUGGCCGGUCCCUCAUGUGGACGACACAAGCUUCUAUGUCGACAGUCCCAACAAACCGCACGAUCACCAUGUCACCAUCCACGAGGAGGCGACCAAGGGCCCGGGGCCGAACCAGAAUACCCACAGCGGCUAUGUUUUCGAUGGCCACCACAGCUAUCCCAUUCAAGACUCUGGUGAUGAUCUUUUGGACGACUUGAACGAUUGGAAGUAA